AUGAAACUUCUCACUCAUAACUUCUUGUCAUCCAGGUUUCUGAAGAAUGUGACCAAUGGUUAUCCACUUAUUCUUCGAGCUAAUCAAAUAGCUAAUAAGGAAGUGGAGUUUAAUGAGAAUUUCGUUCUCAAUAUGAUGCCUAAGCUUGAUUAUGCUUCUUUAUACAAUGCGGCUUAUUCGAUCGGUGAAGCUGGUAAUAUGCCUGCGACUUUACCUGAUGAUUGGGAAACGAAUACACCGGUACUAAUGGAG
This is a messenger RNA of Cooperia oncophora, 252 nucleotides long. The record is from the annotation of a GenBank genome assembly. Lineage: Eukaryota; Metazoa; Nematoda; Chromadorea; Rhabditida; Trichostrongylidae.